Balaenoptera acutorostrata (minke whale) is the source of this 939-nucleotide messenger RNA. Its product is annotated as putative tyrosine-protein phosphatase auxilin. Gene Ontology annotation, molecular function: phosphatidylinositol-3,4,5-trisphosphate 3-phosphatase activity. Gene Ontology annotation, biological process: dephosphorylation. NCBI's taxonomy places the organism in Eukaryota, Metazoa, Chordata, Mammalia, Artiodactyla, Balaenopteridae. Gene Ontology annotation, cellular component: cytosol. The transcript has 8 exons. The annotation marks the transcript as partial. The record is from RefSeq and is a predicted model, not a curated record.
UACUACCCAGCAAGUAAAGGUGCCUCGUCUCCAGACAUGGAGCCCAGCUAUGGGGGAGGUCUCUUUGACAUGGUGAAAGGAGGUGCAGGGAGGCUCUUUAGUAACCUAAAGGACAACUUGAAAGACACCCUCAAAGACACGUCUUCCAGAGUUAUACAAUCUGUUACCAGCUACACAAAGGGAGAUUUAGACUUCACUUAUGUUACCUCCAGAAUUAUUGUGAUGUCCUUUCCUCUGGACAGUGUUGACAUAGGAUUCAGAAAUCAGGUUGAUGACAUUCGAAGCUUUUUGGAUUCCAGACAUCUUGACCACUACACGGUGUACAAUCUGUCGCCCAAGUCUUAUAGAACUGCCAAGUUUCAUAGCAGGGUCUCAGAAUGCAGUUGGCCCAUCAGGCAGGCCCCCAGUCUGCACAACCUCUUUGCUGUGUGUCGGAAUAUGUAUAACUGGCUACUACAGAACCCCAAAAACGUCUGUGUUGUCCAUUGCUUGGAUGGACGGGCCGCAUCAUCAAUCCUGGUUGGCGCUAUGUUCAUUUUCUGUAAUCUCUACUCUACUCCUGGCCCAGCCGUUCGGUUACUCUACGCAAAGCGACCAGGAAUCGGACUUUCGCCAUCCCACAGGAGGUACCUGGGCUACAUGUGUGACCUCCUAGCAGACAAACCCUACUGCCCUCACUUCAAGCCUCUCACCAUUAAGUCGAUCACUGUCAGUCCAGUUCCUUUUUUCAACAAACAGAGAAAUGGAUGUCGCCCUUACUGUGAUGUACUGAUUGGAGAAACCAAAAUAUAUACAACUUGUGCAGAUUUUGAACGGAUGAAAGAAUACCGUGUCCAAGAUGGAAAAAUCUUCAUUCCCUUGAGCAUCACUGUGCAAGGAGAUGUGGUUGUUUCCAUGUAUCACUUGAGGUCAACCAUUGGAAGCCGGCUACAGGCUAAG